AAGCAACAGCAACAGCAACCGAUGUGCAAAUCGUAAAAUCUCCAUUAAAAAUAAGGUUAGUGUUCACCCUCGCCCACGGGUCGACUUCAGUACGAAAAGCGCGCAGGAAGCGAUCGGUACGGAACGGCACGGAACGGUGCGAAGCGACAAAACGACAAAAAAAAAAAGUAACGCACACACGAAAGAGCGUAAGCUCCGACGGGCAUGAGAUCGCAUGCAGACAACACAAUUAUUAUUAUUAAAUUUAAUAGAAAACACCUACACACAUUAAUAUAAUAACGUAAAUAAUAGCACAAAAAAAAACACACACACACAAAAUAAAAAUAUACCAAACGGGUUUCAAACGCUCUUUUCGGCUCCCUGCUGGCCAGCCUGCUGCCCAGGCUCUCUUUUCACCGAUCUUCAUUUUGCGCCAUCCACUAUUACGGUUUGUUCGUGUUUGGUGUUGCUGUUGUUGUUGUUGUUUUUUUUUUUGAGUGUUAAAGACAAAGACAAGGUCAGAAAAAAACUCCACUCGAAAAGAGAAGGGGAUUUACAACGGUGCACAAAGUGCAGAAACAGAGAGAGGGAGAGUGGGAGAGAAACAAACUUCAGCGAGAGAGAGAGAGAGGGGAGUCAUAGACGAUCUUCAGAGAGCCAGCGAACGGGAGAGUGAGAGAGCCUGCCCAUGACAGCGACAACGGAAGCCGUGGCCGCCACCACACCCGUCCAGGAGCAGCUCGACGGCAAGAGCAUGCCGUCCCUGCCCUCCACACCCACAUCGGCCUCGUCGGAGACGAGCCAGGCGUUGAGCGAGAUCUUCUUCGUGGAGAGCAGCCGUCGCAAGCACAGCAUCAAGAUCCAGGUGAAGCUCUGUCCGGAGGGCGUGUACCUGCGGCGGGAGACCGACCAGGAUGAUCACAUCAACGAGCAGCUGAUACGCAUCGACGACAUCAUUGGCUCCCGGUUUGGUCCCCGCCUGAAGAAGCGACCACGUGGCGGCCUCAAUUCGUGCAAGAAUCCCAGCGGGGAUGCGACGCAGGAGCAGGAACAGCAGCCGGAUCGGGACAACAGCGCCUACCUCUACAUCUAUGCGUAUCUGAAGAAGGAGAAGCCUCUGCGCCGCGUACAGACGCUGCGCAUCCUGCGCUUUCGCUCGAGCAACGACUAUGCGGAGAAUCUGCAGACGGCAGAGCUCUGGCAUCGCACCAUACGGGAGCACAAGCAGCGCAACAGCACCACCAUCGACAUCAACGGCUCCGUAUUGGGCGCGGGAGCGGUCGCGGGCUCUGUCAAACACCUGUUGAUCCUGCUCAAUCCGAAAUCGGGCUCGGGCAAGGGCAGAGAGCUCUUCCAGAAGCAGGUGGCCCCGCUGCUGACCGAGGCGGAGGUCCAGUAUGAUCUUCAGAUCACAACGCAUCCACACUAUGCGAAGGAGUUUGUGCGCACCCGUAAGGAUCUGCUGGAGCGCUACUCGGGCAUUGUGGUGGCCUCCGGCGACGGGCUCUUCUACGAGGUCCUCAACGGUCUGAUGGAGCGCAUGGAUUGGCGUCGCGCCUGCCGCAAUCUGCCGCUCGGCAUCAUACCCUGCGGCAGCGGCAAUGGCCUGGCCAAGAGCGUGGCCCAUCACUGCAAUGAGCCGUACGAACCAAAGCCCAUCCUUCAUGCCACGCUCACGUGCAUUGCUGGCAGGAGCACGCCCAUGGACGUGGUCCGUGUGGAGCUGUCCUCCAGGGACAAGCACUAUGUGAUGUACUCCUUCUUGUCCGUGGGCUGGGGCCUCAUUGCCGACAUUGACAUCGAGAGCGAGCGUCUGCGGUCGAUUGGCGCCCAACGGUUCACACUGUGGGCCAUCAAGCGGCUCAUCUCGCUGAGGUCCUAUAAGGGCAAGGUCUUCUAUCUGCCCUACCCAAAGGAGGAGAAGGAGGAGCAGCAGGAGCAGCAGGAGACUGCCCAGACUGCAGCUGCCCCCCAGGAGAAGGAAACUCAACGGCAGCUGCCAGUGGAGGAGCAGGCGCCACCAAGCAGGCCUGUCUCAUUGCCGCUCAACGUCAACGGCGAUGUCAGCGAGGAGAGCGAGUUCAGGGAUCUGCCGGAGGACCUCAACGAGGAGUCCGAGACGGACCCGGACCAGUUUGCCGAUGCCCUGUCCAUGGAUCGUUCCAUCUUUCGCCAGCACGCCGACAGCUGGCACUCGGCCAUGUCCCGCCGGACCGCCUACUAUUCGGUGGGGGGCCAGAGCAUCCGAUCGAAUCGCAGCCGGAUGAGCGUCUCCCAGAGGAUUGAGGCGGCCAAUGCAGAGUUUGCGGAGCUAGUGCCCUCGGGCACAAUACCGGGACUGCAGCUUCCGUUGCCUGCCGCCGAUGGAUGGUGCUGCGAGGAGGGGGAGUUCGUGAUGGUGCAUGCCGCCUACACGACGCACCUGUCCUCCGACUGCUACUUUGCGCCCGAGUCGCGGCUAAACGAUGGCAUCAUCUAUCUGGUGAUCAUCCGCAGCGGCGUGGGGCGCCACCAGAUGCUCAACUUUCUGCUGAGCAUGAACACGGGCACCCAUUUGCCGCCCGGCGGCGAUGAUCCCUUCAUUCGGGUGGUGCCCGUCAAGGCGUUCCGUAUCGAGCCGAGUGCCAGCGAUGGCAUCUUAGUGGUCGAUGGCGAGCGUGUCGAUUACGGGCCCAUACAGGCGGAGGUGCUGCCAGGACUGAUCAAUGUGAUGACCACCAAUGGACAGUGAGGAUGUAUCGGAUAGCGAUAACGAUAACGAUAGCGAUAUAUCGAUCAAGUGAUCAGAGCUAUGGGACAUUACAGAUCAGAUAAAAAGAGAACAGUACUAUAAGCAUUUGUCGAUAGUUGCCUACGUUCGAUAGCCAUUAAUCGAUCAUCAAAUGUAUACGAUGUAUUUGCGUAAAUUUAAUCGAUUACUAUCGAAUUUGCGAUCACCGAAAUUGUAUGCAAAAUUGCAAUUAUUCGAUAAAACAAAACAAUUUUAAAUGUAU
Molecule: messenger RNA, 2972 nt
Organism: Drosophila persimilis
Lineage: Eukaryota; Metazoa; Arthropoda; Insecta; Diptera; Drosophilidae
Gene: Sk1
Product: sphingosine kinase 2
Exons: 1
Coding region: 668-2710 (680 amino acids)
Biological process (GO): sphingosine biosynthetic process
Cellular component (GO): intracellular membrane-bounded organelle; membrane; cytoplasm
Source: RefSeq, a predicted model, not a curated record